Molecule: messenger RNA, 2804 nt
Organism: Polyodon spathula (Mississippi paddlefish)
Lineage: Eukaryota; Metazoa; Chordata; Actinopteri; Acipenseriformes; Polyodontidae
Exons: 5
Coding region: 512-1264 (250 amino acids)
Biological process (GO): signal transduction
Molecular function (GO): protein binding
Source: RefSeq, a predicted model, not a curated record
UACGCAACGCUAAAAUUACUUCCUUAUCACAGCACCUUCCAUUUAGUUUCGCUUUCACACAGGUUACCGCCUCUGACUGUUUCUGUUGCCACCUGAUGUACAGAGAGCACGGUGGCGAUUGUUUAAACGUUUUGUUGAAUUCGGAAUUUUAUUGUAGAAUAAAAUAUGGAUUCAGCGAGUCCGGAACAGCUACAAAGGCUAUUGCGGUUUGAAUUUAACAAGCUGGCUGUGCAAAUAUGCCGAAACUUAAGGGACCAAAACAGUUUUCAAUGGCUCAAGACGCUUUGGGCAGGGAUAGUCCCUAAACAGAAACUCGAUUCGGCGACAGAUAUCAGCCAUUUCCUGCUAAUGCUGUUGGAAGGUGACCACGUUUCCCUCACCAACAUUGAGCUGCUUAAAGCCCAGUUUGAUGCGCUGGAGCUUGGACACCUAACCCAGCUCUGCUCGGAGUACGAGGACAGAGCCGCCGUUCUGCGAGAGACAGGACACAUUGGAAAAUGUUACAGCUUUAAUGUCACUCUUCCCAGCAUUUCUCAGUGGACUCAGCAGCGAUUGCAUUGAGGAUUUCCAGCGAUUUAACAUUGGAGACACAUCAGACGACGGUUUGUUCAUCAGCUCCCACCCUCCAGUAUCAGAAUCUGGGAGCUGCCUCUGUGGUACCCAGCCCGUGAACGAACCGGAGGAGAGCGACGAAAACCAUUUCAAACCGGGUUCGGCACAGAUCACGCCCACUGCUCUGACGCCCACUGCUCUGACCCCCAGCUGCUCACCGCAGGGGAUGCUAGGAAAGGACAGUUGCUCACCGCAGGGGAUGCUGGGAAAGAAGAGUUGCUCACCGCAGGUGAUGCUGGGAAAGGAGAGUUGCUCACCGCAGGUGAUGCUGGGAAAGGAGAGUUGCCUACUGGAGCAGGAGGUGUCGUCCCCUAUUUUGGAUUCGCCAACUGGGUGCCCUGCAAAGUUCAGCAGGAGUCUGCAAGGUCCGAAGCUCAACCCAGACAUGUUCAUCAAAGACCUGCCCUUCUCUAUCUGGCACCAGUUCACCGUGGCUCUCAGCGUGCAGCGAGCGGACGGACAUGACUGGCGCUGGCUGGCAGACAAGCUUGGCAUCCCAGCCACCUACAGAGACCUCUGGAGACAGAACUGCAGCAACCCAGCAGAAAAGGUGCUGGACUCCUGGAAGAAUAAAAUCGGAGAAGCGACUGUUGGAACUCUGUUUAAUCACAUGAUCAGUAUGGAGCGAGAAGACUUGGCAGACAUUUUGUAAACUGGCUGUGCCCAGUGGACUGAUUUCAAACUGGUUUCAGCUCAGUCCAGGUGAAAUAUGGAAAUAAAAAACUAUUUCAAGGAGACUUACCCUUGACCACCGUGAUAUCAAAAGCCCCAGCAGUCCAGGCGUAUCUCUUGGUCAGUAUCUUCUUGUGAAGGUGGUGGCCUAUAUUGACCAGAAAUGAGCACAGACACAGCACUCCCCAGGGGACAGGCGGAGGCAAUGUAAAGUGAAACUGCAGUGUUUAUCUUUUACUUUUACCAUGUAUUCCUUGUGUUACAUAAAAUAAAUACCUUUUUCUUUCUCGUUUAAUGCAUACAGCCCACCCAUUCGUUUAUAAAAUUGCAUUAUAUUGUAUUGUUUUGGAAUUCUUUUAAACAACCUGCCUCUCUUAAUAUAACACUCGUAUUCAACACGUGCAGUAUGCAUUAUAUGAGUGACAUUGCCAUUCAGCCAAUCACAGCUCACAGAGGUAGUGAAAUAGCCAAUCAAACAGCACACAGGAUCAGUUUCCUCACGCACACAGCACACAUCAUUUUGAUUAGGAUAGAGAAGCGAAGGCUUGUUUAAACUAUUUAUUUUACUUUGUGUCAAAUAGUGUAUAUACUUUGAGAAAAUAUAUGUUUGACACUAGUAAGCGGUUUCGCUGUUCAGUUUAUUAGUUUAGAACCGCAAUGUGAAGUUCAAACUCCUGAAGGAGUUAGGUUUUUGUCUUGUUCAUUUUGUUUUGCGUUUAAAAUAAACAUACAGGCCUGCCCUUUUUAAAAACCUUGUUGGAGUGCUGAAGAUCGUCCUGCAUGUGACAAGCUCAGCCCAGCUUGUCACAAUAUCAUACCACGUCACUAUGGUACGCUACACAAAGCAGCUUUUUGAGUUUACUGGAAAUUUAAAGAAGCUGUGGAGUCUUAGUCAAAGGAAAGGACUUUUUUAACUUCAAGAAGCCAUGGAAAGUGCAGAAUUACCUUUUGGAAGAAACUAACUGGUGGGAUUACAACAGAGGGUGCACCAUAUGACUGAGCAAAAGAGUUUGAUUGGCUAGCAGCAGAGUGCUGGAAAAAAUGAAAGAAACAAAUGGAGAAGUACCCAUUUUCUUACAUUGCGUGGAAAAGCUACAGAAUUAGAACACAUAUGAGCAUUGUUAUCAAGUCAUAAAAAGGUGCAUUUCAUAGCGGUAUUGUUUACUAUAUCACAUUUUCACAGCUUGUCAGUAGCUUUUUUUUCAGUGCUGUUAAAAAUAUUAUUAAAUAUUGACUUUGCAUUAUCUGAUCUGAUUCCUGCAUUAUAUUACAUUUGUGAUAUUGAGUUUUUUUUAGUUAGUGUGCUAGGAAAGCAGCUACUAAUUAAUGUGUUUAUGUAAUGUAUUAUAUUUGUGUAUAUUGGCCUGCAUACAGUUUAUAUAGACAUUUUCAGGUACAUUACGAGGUGUGUAUGUAAUGUAAUUUUUUUUUAUGGUGCGGCCCACGAGGUGAACAGUCUUAACUUAAAUGGCUCUUGCUGCCAGAUAUUUCCAUUCAAAUAAAUUUUCAUAAUCAAUUCA